Acipenser ruthenus (sterlet) is the source of this 2418-nucleotide messenger RNA. Its product is annotated as pyrroline-5-carboxylate reductase 1-like. Gene Ontology annotation, molecular function: protein binding. NCBI's taxonomy places the organism in Eukaryota, Metazoa, Chordata, Actinopteri, Acipenseriformes, Acipenseridae. The record is from RefSeq and is a predicted model, not a curated record. The transcript is spliced from 4 exons. Bases 274 to 1623 code for a protein of 449 amino acids.
CCUGUCCUAAUAAGUGUUGCAAUCGGUUAGUAUUUCAGAUGCAAAUCACUCCACUUUCGAAUCACAGGCACGCUAUUGUGUGUGUUCCAGUUCCUAACUCCUGAUUCCACGAGUCGAUUUGGAAGUGUGUGUGCGUGCUCGUUUCCUAGGAGCUUUGCAUUCCAAACAGAGGAUAAAGAAAGGUGUGCGGUGAGCUCCAUGAGUUGCACGGUUUCUCAGCUUUACUUAUUUGGUAUUUGUUCGGUAUAAAUUAUGCUGUUUUAGUGCAAUACGAUGACAAGCCUUGCAGCAUCAAAUAGGAUAUCGAUCAGCAGAGGCUGCAGGAGGCGAGUGAGGAGGAAGUCGGGUAAGACCGGCCCGAGCCCCCAGCAGUACAGUCUGUAUACGAGAUUCCAGGAUACCGGGGAGUUGUUUAAAGUACCCCACUGUCGCGGCCAGACGCUUAUAGGGGAGCUCAAAGACUCCCUGGAGCUGGUGGCCGGCAUCCCCUCCAAUUUGCAAAGGCUUUCCUACCUGGACGAAGGCGACCUGCCGAACAGCUCCACGGUGUGUUUCAAUGACAUCGUCCCGGGAGCGGUGAUUACACUGCGGGUGUGGCACUAUGACGGCUGGAUGAGGCUGGUGAAGGCGGCGGUGGAGGGAGAUGUUGAAAAGCUGAAGGCUGCGGGAGUGACAGCAGCGGACUGUUCGUAUUCCACUCCUAACUCGUUACAAAUGAACGCGGUGCAGAGAGCUGUGUGGGUCUCUCAGAGGGCGUCCUGCGCUCUGUACAUCAGCGCACACAGAGGACACCACGGAGCAGUGUGCUUCCUCCUGCAGAACGGUGCCGACGUGAGAUUCAAGACUCCUCUGGGCCUGACUGCUCUCCACGUUGCAGCAGCCUGGGGUCGCAGCCAGUGCAUCGACGAGCUCCUCAAGCACGGGGCCGAUAUCUUCAGUGAGGACCGGCAGGGGGCGACGGCGAUGGACUAUGCUGCCCGGCAUGGCCAGAAGACCAGCAUACGACAGCUGCACAUGUUCAAGUGGAAGCUGAGAUCAUCCGCAGGAAGAACCAAGAGCCUUCCAGACCCGGAAGAGUGCUCUGAGAACCAGAAGAACCAGAAGAGCCCGGAAGAGCGCUCUGAGAACCAGAAGAGCCCGGAAGAGUGCUCUGAGAACCAGAAGAACCAGAAGAGCUCGGAAGAGCGCUCUGAGAACCAGAAGAACCAGAAGAGCCCGGAAGAGCGCUCUGAGAACCAGAAGAACCAGAAGAGCCCGGAAGAGCGCUUUGAGAACCAGAAGAGCCCGGAAGAGCGCUCUGAGAAUCAGAAGAGCCCGGAAGAGUGCUCUGAGAACCAGAAGAACCAGAAGAGCUCGGAAGAGCGCUCUGAGAACCAGAAGAACCAGAAGAGCCCGGAAGAGCGCUCUGAGAACCAGAAGAACCAGAAGAGCCCGGAAGAUCGCUUUGAGAACCAGAAGAGCCCGGAAGAGCGCUCUGAGAAUCAGAAGAGCCCGGAAGAGCGCUCUGAGAACCAGAAGAACCAGAAGAGCCCGGAAGAGCGCUCUGAGAACCAGAAGAACCAGAAGAGCCUGUGCACCUUUCCAAAGAAGCGCUUCGGCAUUCUGAAAAGCAUCCCCGCUUGAAACACAAGUCAAUACAACUCACAAAUUACAGGCAAAUCAAUGACAUGCACGUGGCAGGAUCCCGCUACACACAACAGCACCUCUGCUGGGACAGCUGUUGCGUGGUCAUUCUGAGCCAGCUGUUGCAUGGUUAUUAGGCUGAAUUGAAAUACAAUGCUAACAAUUGGGGGGGGGUAUUCAGAGCCGUGUGUAUUAAGCAUGCUUGUGCAUCGAUUCAUGCAUGUCCAGUCUGCAUAUUCAAUGCCAGGCCUGUCUCAGUCUGUGGUGAGCACACAGCGUAGUGACCCAGUGUGGGGGGAGGGCACAGACUGUGUUGUUGGAGACUCACCUGGACUUUUCAUUAACAUGACAGGGCUCUUCUGCAUUAUUUCAAUACAGGGCUGUAGGAUUUAUAAUGCAUGAUGUCUCUGAAUGUCCCCUAAUUGUUUCCAGCCGUGUAUUUUAAUUUCUUUCAUUUUUUUAUAUCUGUAUUCCACUGACUGGUUUAUCUUUUUGCUGUGUUUUUUUUACAGAAAGUAUUAAUAAUACACAUUUUAAACCCCCAGGGAUACAACAGUCAAUGGGGGAAAAUGGAAGAAAAAAACACUUAUGUCAUUUAUGUCUAAAUAAAUAAAUACCAGCAAUACGCAAUGGCUCCUUCUUUUUAUGUUUCCAUUCUGGCAGUGUGUCGCACUGAAAACUUAUCCCGAUUCUUUGAUCUGUAUUUCUGUUCACAUUUUCUGCGAUUUUGUUUGAUAUCUAUGUUUAAAAUAUUUGAUUAAAUACAUUAGACCUGAGUGUUGCGUUUCUUUUGUG